This is a messenger RNA of Vicia villosa (hairy vetch), 2411 nucleotides long. RefSeq names its product CO(2)-response secreted protease-like. Gene Ontology annotation, biological process: proteolysis. The transcript has 9 exons. The coding region runs from base 42 to 2324 and encodes 760 amino acids. Gene Ontology annotation, molecular function: serine-type endopeptidase activity. Lineage: Eukaryota; Viridiplantae; Streptophyta; Magnoliopsida; Fabales; Fabaceae. The record is from RefSeq and is a predicted model, not a curated record.
CAAAGCUAGUUAUACUUAAUUGAAAAGAGAAUACUAAAAACAUGAGAGGAAAUCCAAUUUUGUUGAUAUUAAUAUUUUACUCUCUCUUCAUUUAUCUUGGAGAAUCAAGUGAAUCAGAGAAUGAUGAUCAAGUUUAUAUUGUUUAUAUGGGAGCUGCAGCUUCAACUAAUGGAACCCUUCGCAAAGAUCAUGCCCAUCUUUUGAACACUCUAUUAGCAAGGAAUGGGAAUGCUUUAGUACACAACUACAUACAUGGAUUCUCAGGCUUCGCAGCUCGUAUGUCAAAAAAUGAAGCAAACUGGAUUGCUGAACAACCUGGAGUCGUGUCUGUGUUUCCGGAUCAAACUAUGAAGCUUCACACAACACGCUCUUGGGAUUUUCUCAAAUCACUAACUCCCAUUCAAAUUGACAACAGGCCAUCCGAUUCUUCCCACUCGUCAGACAUCGUAAUUGGCGUGUUAGACACAGGUAUAUGGCCAGAAUCAGCAAGUUUUUCAGACGAGGGAAUGAGUCCUAUUCCAUCUGGUUGGAAAGGAAUUUGUAUGACAUCAACUGAUUUCAACUCAUCCAGCUGUAACAGGAAGAUAAUAGGAGCAAGGUAUUAUCCUGACAUUGGUGGUGUGGAGAACACUGUCAGAGAUAUAUAUGGACAUGGGACUCACACUGCUUCGACAGCAGCAGGGAAGGUCGUGAGUGGUGUAUCAUACUAUGGUUUUGCGAAAGGGACGGCAAGAGGUGGAUCUCCUGAAUCGAGGUUGGCGAUUUAUAAAGUAUGUUAUGGAACUCAUCCUGAAUGCUAUAACUCUGCCAUACUUGCGGCUUUUGACGAUGCUAUUAAUGAUGGAGUUCAUGUACUUUCUCUUUCACUCGGUCCGGGUUCGAAAUCCCGGCCUGCCUUGACAAACGACGUGAUUGCAAUCGGAGCGUUCCAUGCAGUGGAGCGCGGCAUUAUGGUGGUUUGCUCUGCUGGAAAUGAUGGAAAUGUUGGACCGGGAGACACUACCGUUGUGAACGACGUGCCUUGGAUAUUUACUGUUGGAGCCACCACCAUUGAUCGUGAUUUUCUGUCCAAUGUUGCCAUGGGUAAUAAAAAAGUUAUUAAGGGUCGAGCUAUAAAUCUCUCUCCGCUUUCAAAAUCCGCAAAAUAUCCAUUGAUAACAGGAGAAGCUGCAAAGGCAACUACCGCGGACUUAGCAGAAGCAAGGCAGUGUCAUUUUAAUUCAUUAGAUAAAGAUAAAGUCAAGGGAAAGAUUGUCCUCUGCGAUGGUACAACUGAUCAUCUUUCAACCGGUUACAAAUUUCUUGCAGUAAAAGAGGUGGGGGGAUUAGGUCUUGUUCAUAUUACUGACAUAGAUAUAGCAGAGGCAAAUAUCUAUGAACUUUUACCAGCAACAACAGUGGUAACACCAAAAGAUGCAUCCUCAAUUCUAGAAUAUUUGAAUUCAACAAGCAAUCCAGUGGCAACAAUUCUACCAACAAUUUCAGUGAUAGAUUACAAGCCUGCACCUAUGGUGGCAAGCUUUUCAAGUAGAGGGCCUUCAACGCUUUCUAAGAAUAUUCUCAAGCCUGAUAUUGCAGCACCAGGUGUUAACAUUCUUGCUGCAUGGACUGGAAAUGACGCAAAAGGGAGAGAACCUCCGCUAUAUAACCUUGAAUCAGGGACUUCCAUGUCAUGUCCACAUGUUUCAGGCCUUGCAGGAAGCAUUAAAUCUAAAAAUCCCACUUGGAGUGCCUCUGCAAUCAGAUCAGCCAUCAUGACCUCUGCAACUCAAUUUAACAAUAUGAAGACUCCCAUUACAACAGAUUUAGGGUCGGUUUCCACACCUUAUGACUAUGGAGCUGGAGAAAUUACACUGAAUAGAUCAUUCCGUCCAGGGCUAGUUUACGAAACCAGCACAAUUGACUACUUAAACUAUUUGUGUUACAUGGGAUACAAUACAACCACAAUUAAAGUUAUCGCAAGAACCAUCCCUGAUAGUUUUAGUUGCCCUAAGGAUUCGAAUCCUGAUCAUAUUUCCAAUAUCAACUAUCCUUCCAUAGCAAUCUCCAACUUCAUUGAAAGACAAAUCGUGAAUGUGAGUAGAACUGUUACGAAUGUUGGUGAAAAAAAUGAAAUAGUCUACUCCGCCAUCAUUGAUGCUCCUAGCAGCGUGAAAGUCCAAUUGAUUCCAGAAAAACUCAAUUUUACCAAAAAUAGCAAAAAACUGAGCUACCAAAUUAUUUUCUCCUACACUUUAAUUCCAUUGAAGGAUGAUCUGUUUGGAUCCAUUACCUGGAAAAGUGGUGAUUAUGAAGUUCGAAGUCCUUUUGUAUUGGCCGUCUAGUUAAAUGAAAAUAAAUGAUGAAUAAAUACAAGUUGAGCUAUGGUAGAUGCCAACUCUUGUGGUGCUUAUGUUAUAUGUACUAUUUUA